Theobroma umbraticum is the source of this 3713-nucleotide messenger RNA. Its product is annotated as P-loop nucleoside triphosphate hydrolases superfamily protein with CH (Calponin Homology) domain-containing protein. Gene Ontology annotation, biological process: microtubule-based movement. NCBI's taxonomy places the organism in Eukaryota, Viridiplantae, Streptophyta, Magnoliopsida, Malvales, Malvaceae. Gene Ontology annotation, cellular component: microtubule cytoskeleton. Gene Ontology annotation, molecular function: microtubule motor activity; ATP binding; microtubule binding. The record is from RefSeq and is a predicted model, not a curated record.
AACACCGAAUUAAAAAAAACAUUAGAAGAAACAGAAAAAACAGGGAGGAGAUUGCAGUAUCAAUGCAAAUACUGAAAGAGAGAGAGAGAGAGAGACCACAAAAAGGAGAAUUAAGCAGCCUUUGAUUUUGAUUGUUAUUUUGACUGUCGAGUGCAACAUUUCCUCUCCCUUCUCUUAUCUCCUUUCCAGUUCUGGGUUCUCUUUGCUUUUGUCUUUUUCUCUAUUGUUUUUCAACGGAAGAUAUAUACCCAGAAAGAUUACCGAAGAGGAAGAAGAAGAAGAAGGUUUGGAGGUUUGAAAUGGAGUACGUCACAAGAAUUGGGUUCCAUGACCUCAAUUUGGCUUCUAGAAAAGCUGAAGAAGCAGCUUUGAGAAGAUACGUGGCUGUUGCUUGGUUAGAAACCUUAGUUGGUCCACUGGGAAUAUCAAGUCAGCCAUCAGAGAAAGAGUUCAUUUCUUGCUUGAGAAACGGUUUGAUUCUUUGCAAUGUCAUUAACAAGAUCCAACCAGGUGCAGUACCCAAGGUUGUGGAGAGUCACUCACAUGCACAAUCACUCACCCGGGAGUUCCAGCCACCACCAGCCUAUCAAUACUUUGAAAAUGUAAGGAAUUUUCUUGUCGCCAUUGAAGAGCUAAAACUUCCAGCCUUUGAAGCUUGUGAUCUCGAAAGGGAUAAUUUGGAGGCAGGGUCAGCAGCUAAGGUUGUUGACUGCAUAUUAGCCCUGAAGUCAUACCAUGAACAUAAGCAGAUUAAUUGUGGGAAUGGGAAUGGAUAUUAUAAGCUUACAAGGUCCCCCAUGGUUAUGCAUUCUGCCACUAAAAUCCACUCUCGGUCCUCGUCGGAAUCUUGUAGGCGCUUGGACAUGUCUCCUAUUUGUGAUGAGCAGCCAACUUCCAAUGGAGAAAUCCAAAAGCUCGAAGGCACAAUUGUCAAGGUUCUUGCAGACUACAUGGCUGACACAAAGGAAAAUGUUGAUGGCAACCUUUUGGGUUCUUUCCAUAAGAGAAAUCCGGAUUCAGUCAAAUUAUUGAAAAAGAUGAUUUCAAGUUGUUUGGACGAGCAACUCCAGGAUAAAUUCCCUGAGCUGAAAUCAGCUCUCCACUCCACACCUGUGGCUCUAGAGGAUGUAUCUUCAUUUGGACAUUUUCAGGGUUCCAGAGCUGGCAUGAAAAAGGCUAAUCGCAAUCGCAGGAAUUUAUUAAAAAUGCAGGAAAAAGAGCUUUUGGACCUCAAGGCCUUGUUGUCAACAACAAAGAGAGAGUUUGAACACUUACAAUUGCAAUUGCAAGUAGAUUUGAAAGAUCUAGGAAGUCAAGUAGAAGAGAUGUCCACAGCUGCCCUUCAGUAUUACAAGGUGGUGGAAGAGAACAGGAAGUUGUAUAAUAUGGUUCAGGAUUUAAAAGGAAAUAUUCGAGUUUUCUGCAGAAUUAGACCUGCUUUCUGUGCUGGCGCACAAAAUGCGAUAGAUUUUAUUGGAGAGGAUGGUUCACUUGUGAUUUUGGACCCAUUGAAACCCCAAAAGGAUGGAAGAAAACUCUUUCAGUUUAAUCGUGUGUUUGGUCCAAGUGCAACUCAAGAUGAUGUGUUUAAGGACACUCAACCUUUGAUUCGAUCUGUUAUGGAUGGGUAUAAUGUUUGCAUCUUUGCAUAUGGCCAAACUGGAUCAGGCAAAACGUAUACUAUGAGUGGUCCAUCUGGUGGAUCAACUGAGGAUUUGGGGAUUAAUUAUCUAGCUCUCAACAAUCUCUUUGAAAUUUCUAAUCAAAGGAAGGAUAUUAUAAGUUAUGAGAUUCAAGUUCAGAUGGUCGAGAUAUAUAAUGAACAAAUCAGAGACCUUCUGUCAGAGAAUUCAUCAUCCACCAAAUUAGAGAUUCAUAGCUGCACUCGUGAUAAUGGGUUAAGCCUUCCAGAUGCUACAAUGCAUACAGUGAAGUCCACUAGUGAUGUGCUUAAUCUAAUGAAAUUCGGAGAGGUGAAUCGCGUUGUCUGCUCCACUGCACUCAAUAAUCGAAGUAGUCGCUCCCACAGUAUUCUAACAGUACAUGUGCAUGGUAAAGAUGCAUCUGGAAACAUGCUCCGUAGUUGCUUGCAUUUGGUGGACCUGGCAGGAAGUGAAAGGGUGGACAAAUCAGAAGUUAUAGGAGAUAGGCUAAAAGAGGCCCAAUAUAUUAAUAAGUCUCUUUCUUGCCUAGGAGAUGUCAUUACAGCUUUGGCUCAGAAGAAUUCUCACAUCCCUUACAGAAAUAGCAAACUCACACUUCUUUUGCAGGACUCAUUAGGUGGACAUGCUAAGACAUUGAUGUUUGCUCAUGUGAGUCCUGAAGGAGACUCUUUUGGAGAAACAGUAAGUACUUUGAAGUUCGCUCAGAGAGUUUCAACAGUGGAACUUGGUGCUGCUCGUUUGAAUAAAGAGAGCAGUGAGGUUAUGCAACUCAAAGAACAGAUUGAAAACCUCAAGAAGGCAUUGGCAAACAAGGAAGCACAAAGUACACUGUCCCAUAAAAUAAAGGAACCAAAAUCUCCAUUUGAGAAACAAAAACCAACAAUCGAGAAAACUCCCCCGCGUACUCGAAGGUUGGGCAUUGAGAAUGGUAGCACUAAGAAGUCUGAGAAGGCAAUGAACUGUGAAGACAGGAAAGGACCAACAACCCCGUCAGUUCCAACCCGGGCAAGGAGGUUGAGCUUGGAAGGUCCAAGAUAUGGUAAGAAAGACAACGGUCAGAUAAAUGUAUCUGAAGAUGUUAGUAAGUCCUUACAUGCCAGCACAGUUUCUGUACAGAAAUAUAGUCAGUUCCAAGAUGCAGAAGCAGUUACAAAACAGUUUGGGGAUCUCAGCAGUGGUAGCUCCAUAAUGGAUGUUUAUUUUUCUAAAGCUCCUCGAAGUCCUGCUAGUUCUUCCUUUCAAAAGCAAGCACUGAAGGUAGAUUGUCGAACUCAAAUACCUAGACUUCAGCUACCAAAGACACCUGAACCACAAGUACCUGCCAGAAAUGACAUUCAGGCUGCUAUGCAAAGUGAACAUUCUGAAUCUCGGAUGACCAUUGGGAAAGGAUCUCAAAUAAGAAAAUCCCUACGAACAACCAUUGGGAAACUGAUUAGUGGCUCUGAGAAAAGGAACCUGCAGAACUCGGUGGAACUCAAGUCACCUAUCAUGGAGGAGAGCACUAUCGGUGAUGUUAAGUCACCACUCACUGCUAAUGCAAGAGCAAUGCGUAGGCAAUCACUUACCGGCAUCCAAACAUCAGGGUCAGACAGGUCCCGUAGAUCUUCUCUUGGAGGGAAGCCAACUGACUCAAGCACAACUCCGAGCAGUAACAGGAAUGCCAAGACACCGCCUCCUGUUCACCCAUCAACAAAGACAACAAAGCGGUGGUUGUAAUCAAAAUCUAAUGGUGAAUGAAAGGCUCCGGUUAUGCUUUGACUCGAAGCAUACUGAGUCAAUGACAUUUUUAGAACACCUCAAGAAGCCAGAGCAAAUUGGCAGUUAGAGUGAGCUAACCCUCUAGUUUGUGUACAUGGGAAAUAAGGAGUCAGUUGAGGCAGAUAGGCUGAUUGUAGAAUGUCAGCUCUGACAUAUUUGAUCAUUGUUGCAAACCCAGUUUUGUCUGCUAGAUGAGGCAAUCUCUAAUCAUGUAAUCACUUUAGGCCCUUCCAAAGAUGUCAAAUUUUUCUUGCUGGAUCAAUCAUUAAGGUGGCUAGCAGUUGCUGUUGA